Molecule: messenger RNA, 2887 nt
Organism: Larimichthys crocea (large yellow croaker)
Lineage: Eukaryota; Metazoa; Chordata; Actinopteri; Sciaenidae
Product: protein NLRC3-like
Exons: 6
Coding region: 89-2428 (779 amino acids)
Molecular function (GO): protein binding
Source: RefSeq, a predicted model, not a curated record
CAGUGAUGAACCUGGACCCUCAGACACAAAAGAGAGGAAGAGGAGUCAUGUAAAGAAGCAGGCAGCCAGGAGGACCACCGCUGUACAAAUGAGUGGUGGUCUGCAGGAGGUUUUAGAUGAACAUAAGAUCAGUCUGAAGACCAGAUGUGAACGUGUGACUGAAGGAAGUGAUGAAACAGGAAGUGGAACCCUCCUCAACAGGAUCUACACUGAGCUCUACAUCACAGAGGGACAGAGUGAAGAGGUUCAUACCCAACAUGAGGUGAGGCAGCUUGAGACAGCUUCCAAGAAGAAGGAGACCCUCCAUGACACUCCCAUCAAAUGCCACGACAUCUUUAAAGCCUUACCUGACCAACAGAGACACAUCAGAGUCGCUCUGACCAACGGCGUCGCUGGCGUUGGAAAAACCUUCUCAGUGCUGAAGUUCACUCUGGACUGGGCAGAGGGCUCGGAGAACCAAGAUGUCAGUCUGGUGGUUCUGCUCUCGUUCAGGGAGCUGAACUUGAUCAAAGAUGAGCGGUUCAGUCUUCUCACGCUGCUCCAUGUUUUCCAUCCAACAUUACAGAAGGUCACAGCAGAGAAGCUCGCUGUCUGUAAACUUCUGUUCAUCUUUGACGGCCUGGAUGAAAGCAGACUUUCACUGGAUUUCAACAACAAAGAGCUCGUGUCUGAUGUCACACAGGAGUCAUCAGUCAGCGUGCUGUUGACAAGCCUCAUCAAGGGGAAUCUGCUUCCCUCGGCUCUCAUCUGGAUAACUUCCAGACCUGCAGCAGCCAAUCAGAUCCCUCCUUCAUGUGUUGACAGGGUAACAGAAGUACGAGGCUUCACUGACGCUCAGAAGGAGGAGUACUUCAGGAGGAGAGUCAGUGAUGAAGAUCUGUCCAGCAGAAUCAUCUCACACAUCAAGACCUCCAGGAGCCUCCACAUCAUGUGUCUGAUCCCAGUCUUCUGCUGGAUCACUGCUACAGUUCUGGACCACAUGUUGACCACAGACCAGAGAGGAGAGCUGCCCAAGACCCUGACUGACCUGUACUCACACUUCCUGCUGGUUCAGACAAAGAGGAAGAAGAAGAAGUACGAUGAAGGACAUGAGACGAGUCCACAGGAGCUGACGGAGGCUGACAGGGAAGUUCUUCUGAAGCUGGGGAGGCUGGCGUUUGAACAGCUGGAGAAAGGAAACAUCAUGUUCUACCAAGAAGACCUGGAGCAGUGUGGUCUGGAUGUCACAGAGGCCUCGGUGUACUCAGGAGUUUGUACACAGAUCUUCAAAAGAGAGAGUGUGAUCUUCCAGAAAACAGUCUACUGCUUUGUUCAUCUGAGCGUUCAGGAGUUUCUGGCUGCAGUCUACCUGUUCCACUGUUACACCAACAACAAGACAGAGGUACUGACGGCAUUUCUUGGAAAACUGUGGGGGAAUGAAAACAGCACUUUGUCUCUGGAUGUGUUCCUGUGGAAAGCCAUGAAGAAAUCCUUUGAAAGUAAAAAUGGUCACCUGGACCUGUUUGUUCGCUUCCUUCAUGGCCUCUCUCUGGAGUCCAACCAGAGACUCUUAGGAGGCCUGCUGGGUCAGACAGACAACAGUCCAGAAAUCAUCCAGAGAGCCAUCAACAACCUGAAGAAGAUGAACAGUGAUGAUAUCUCUCCUGACAGAAGCAUCAACAUGGUCCACUGUCUGAUGGAGAUGAACGAUGACUCAGUCCAUCAGGAGAUCCAAGAGUUCCUGAAGUCAGAGAACAGAUCAAAAAUGAAACUCUCUGUGUUUCACUGCUCAGCUCUGGCCUACAUGCUGCAGAUGUCAGAGGAGGUUCUGGAUGAGUUUGACCUGCAGAAGUACAACACAUCAGACCAGGGACGAUGGAGACUGAUUCCAGCUGUGAGGAACUGCAGACAGGCUGAAUUGAGGAACUGCAGUUUGUCCAAGAUCAGCUGUGCUUCUCUGGCCUCAGCUCUGAAGUCCAACCCCUCCCAUCUGAUACACCUGAACGUGAACUACAACGACCUGAAGGAUUCAGGAGUGAAGCUGCUGUGUGAUUUUCUGAAGAGUCCACACUGCAGACUGAAGACUCUGAGCUUGUUGGGCUGCAGUUUGUCAGAGAUCAGCUGUGCUUCUCUGGCCUCAGCUCUGAAGUCCAACCCCUCACAUCUGACACAGCUGGACCUGAGUAACAACAAGCUGUAUGAUUCAGGAGUGAAGCUGCUAUGUGAUUUUCUGCAGAGUCCACACUGCAGACUGAAGGCUCUGAGAUUGAGGGGCUGCAGGUUAUCGAAGAUCAGCUGUGCUUCUCUGGCCUCAGCUCUGAAGUCCAACCCCUCCCAUCUGACAGAGCUGGACCUGAAAUACAACAACCUGAAGGAUUCAGAAGUGAAGCCUCUGUCUGAUCUUGUGAAGAGUCCACACUGCAGUCUGGUUCUAUUGAUGAACAAUUAAAACUAAGGAGGCUAACCCUCGUCAAACACUGUCAGCUGAGGUUAGGUUUGGAGUUACUGACAUAUUUUUCACGGACACGCAGAGACUGGCUCAUCACAAUAACCGUGAUGUUAUUAAACUAUAAACUUGGUUGACUUUCCAAAAGUCUUCAGCUAUGUAACCCAUGCACACACGUUUCAUUCAUUACCACCUGUCUGUUGGAGGCAUGUCUUAUACAUCACUGUGGCGCUUGUAAAUAGAUUUUAUUUUAUACAUAUGCUAGGGAUGUGCGAUAUAUCGUCGUUUACGAUAUAUCGUCAAAAACAUUCCCCACACUAAGAAUAUAUCAUCCCACGAUAAAAACGAUGACGUAUGCACGGCACACUCGCAGCCCAACACGCAUAUUGACAAACAUGACACCGGGCAGCGAGGAGCUCUUUCCUCACAGCGAGGAGCUCUUUCCUCACAGCGAGGAGCUCU